ACAAGAGAUGGGACCACUCAGCUAUUACAUUCAGCUCAGAAGUGUGAUAUGCUGAGAGGUGUACAGAUUGCUUCUGGCUCUUCCAAGAAUUCCUUACCAUAUUCAAAGGCAGCACAUAGAGCACUCAUUGCUCUCCAGUGUGCAAAGUACAAUAGGCCAUUCAACUUUGUAAGAGAUAAAUUCUAUGCUCUUAAGGUUGAUAUGCUGCGUCCAGGUAUUGUACUGCCUUCUCCUGAUACAGUGUCUGAUGACAUCAAGACUCUGUAUCAAGGAUUGUCAAUCAAUGUUCGGAAUUACUUUAAAGUAAGU
Messenger RNA from Fomitiporia mediterranea MF3/22, 309 nucleotides. RefSeq lists its product as uncharacterized. The transcript has a single exon. The annotation marks the transcript as partial. NCBI's taxonomy places the organism in Eukaryota, Fungi, Basidiomycota, Agaricomycetes, Hymenochaetales, Hymenochaetaceae. The record is from RefSeq and is a predicted model, not a curated record.